GACCCCAGAAAAACACCAUUGCAUGCCCUUCCCCUUCCCCUUCUCUUUCUUGUUCUUGUUUCUUUGUUCUAUGAUAUAACCACCAGUACUCCAUCAAAUAUCUUAUCUUCGAAUCAUUCUCAUGUAUUUGUUGUGUGAUUCAAUGUUGAAAAGAUGAUGUAUGAACAGAUACAGCAGCAGCAGCAGCAGCAAAUGAUGAAUAGGGUAGAUAGAAGGAAGGUUAUGGGAGAGAGAAGGAAGGCAAUCGAGGAAGAAGAAGUUGAUUUGAGUGGUAUGUCUUUGGAGACUAUACCUAACCCUUCACUCAAUUUAGCCGCUAUUUGCAAGCUUAACCUCUCCAACAACGAUCUUCAGAUGAUACCAGAAUCCUUAACAGCAAGAAUGCUAAAUUUGGUGGUGUUGGAUGUUCACUCAAAUCAGCUCAAAUCUCUCCCUAACUCAAUUGGGUGCUUGUCAAAGCUCAAAGUUCUUAAUGUUUCAUGCAACCUUCUUGUGUCCCUUCCCAGAACCAUAGAGAAUUGCAGGAAAGAUGUGAGGAAGAUACUCAAGAGGAAAGACAGUGAUGCUGGUGAAAGAGGAAGAGCUUUAGAAGAAUUACGGUCUUCUUUAUUUAGCAGAUUUCACUUGUCUGAAAGCACGAAGCGACAACAAUUAUGUGGCCUUGUCAUUGCUCUUACGUUCAAUUUUCUAGUUGCUAUUGGUAUUAUUUUCAUGAACAAAUAG
Messenger RNA from Populus euphratica (Euphrates poplar), 723 nucleotides. Its product is annotated as plant intracellular Ras-group-related LRR protein 6-like. The transcript has 4 exons. Gene Ontology annotation, molecular function: protein binding. The record is from RefSeq and is a predicted model, not a curated record. Lineage: Eukaryota; Viridiplantae; Streptophyta; Magnoliopsida; Malpighiales; Salicaceae. Bases 154 to 723 code for a protein of 189 amino acids. Gene Ontology annotation, cellular component: cytoplasm.